Elaeis guineensis (African oil palm) is the source of this 1602-nucleotide messenger RNA. RefSeq lists its product as uncharacterized. The record is from RefSeq and is a predicted model, not a curated record. NCBI's taxonomy places the organism in Eukaryota, Viridiplantae, Streptophyta, Magnoliopsida, Arecales, Arecaceae.
UUAUUCCUUCUUUCUUAACUCUGUUCCUGUAGGAUGCGCAUAAGCUCGUCAUAAAAAGACUUCGAGCUUCUCACUUCUUUUUCCAUCUGUGUUUUAUAUAAAGGUUCCCUCCAGACUCCAUCCUCGUAGUUCUCAUUAGAAGAGGCAUAGAAGGACCUUUGCGUACUGCCCCUCUUUCUUGCACUCCCUCUCGUCGCCUUCUGCUGACACUACCCCAUCAUCUCCUACUACCGCUGCUACCAACACUCGUUGCUCCUCUUUCAAUUUCUCCAGUAAUCUUCAAUGGCCACAAGUUCAAACCAAGAGGCCAUGCAAGUUGACGCCACCAGCCCCACAAUCUUAGUAGAGAAGAACCCACCACAGUCGCGCUUACUAAACUUGGGCAUCAACUCAUGGCCCAAGUGGGGUUGCCCUCCAGGAAAGUUCCAUCUCAAGUUUGAUGCAGAAGAAAUUUUCUAUCUCCUAAAAGGCAAGGUUAAAGCUUACAUUAAGGGAUCUUCCGAAUGUGUGGAUUUUGCUGCUGGAGAUCUUGUAGUCAUCCCCAAGGGAGUCACUUGCACGUGGCAUGUAUUGGUACCAGUCGAUAAGCACUACCAAUUCGAAUCCACCUUCUAGGAAAGUGAGUCUUUUUCUUUCUGUUUAAUGUGGGCUCCCCAAAUCUAAUCUCAUCGUUGUAGUUACCAUUAGCUCGUUGUUUUGGCGGUGAGGCAGAGGUACCAAUCCAAAAAUACGAGAGCCUUCAAUAGGUAUAUUUCAUCUCCGAAGUGGUCUCAUUUUACUCCCGUAGACGAGCUUUAGUACUCCUUGGGGCUUUUACCCAUGACUUUGGUAACAUGAAAGAACUGGAUGACAUUAUGUGUCUUGUAAUUGUUGCGUUGGAAUUUUUUGUUUGUCGUGUUGGUAUACCCUUUGCAAAUAGCAAAUUCGGAUUUGCUCCUCUUAUAAAAGAAUACCAAACAAAAUCAGUUUUGAUCUGAAACCAAAGUUUAUUAUAUAUUUUUCUAUUCUAAGAAUUCUAACCUCCUCAGAUCUUCUCCAUCCAUUACCUUGGAAGAUAGCCAGACAAUAUUGAAGAUAACAGCCCAAACCUCAGACAGUAUCAAAGAUAACUGGCGACGGACGGUUGAUAGCAAUCCAAAGAUGGGUGCAAGAUCUCCCUACCACGAGCCUCAUUGAUACCCCUCCAUGAUUGAUGGCAAACAUGAGACCAAAUCCUUCACCCCCAAGAGCCUCAUCAGAUCAAGUCAAGCCAUUACGACUACAGCUAGCUCUUGAUUUGCGCCAAUGGAAGACACAAGAGAGAGAGACCGGCGGAUGUGGCAAAGGAUGAGAAGGCGAGACUAUAGAUUCUUCCUUCUCUCUCUCUCUCUCUCUAGCAGUUGGCCUGUGCUGGUGUUUGCCGGCCGACCCGAUCAGUCCGGAUGAUUGAACCGCUCAAUUCAACGGCUCAGCCGGUCUUUUUAUCUUCUAAAAUUCACAUAAAUCCGACGCGCAAAGCUCGGCGGAUGGCAGGACACCCGGGUUUUAAAACACCGCCAGUAGCCACCUACAUGGUUCACAAUUUUCUUUUAAAAAAAUAAUAAAUAAUAAAUUGGCAUUUUU